GCGGUGUGCAAUGAGCCGGCCCGCUGAGCAUACGUUAGCCACGCACGACCACGGCCACCCGCCAUCGCUUUGGUUCCACCACAGUACAUAAGGGAACAAUGGCAUCGAGGCCCCCCUCACCUACGAAAAUGGAGUCGUCUGCGAUGGGGAUGGGGUACUUUUCUGCACCUUUUGAACGUUUCAUUCGAGAUGAAGCCUCAGACUGGACUGGCGCAUUUACAUUGCUUGACACCAUGGAGACCUACUUCGAUUCCCGUAUAGAUUUGCUCCAGAGGCAAAUCCAGAAACACAGCGAUAGACUCAAGAUGAAGGCAGAGGUCGCGUUGAAGAAACACGCUCAAUCCAGUGAUAUCCUAGCGGAGAACUUCGAUCGCGAGAUUAGGAAUUUUAAGCUGAAGGUUUCCGGGCGGAUGCAGUCCCUUGUUAAUUCCUGGCAGUCUGCAAAGGUCGUCCGGACACGCGAAAAGGUCUCGUUUUUCUUCGGCGUGAUGUCGCUACUGGUAUCAGCUCUGUUAUUUGGUAUGGCACCAGAGUGGGUACACGUAGCAUAUACGAUUCAGGGGCUAUAUCUGCUACCCUUGCGUGCUUAUACCUAUAAGAAGCGGUCGUGGCAUUACUUCCUCUUCGACCUUUGCUAUUACGUGACCAUCCUCAACUUCAUCUAUAUCUGGUUCCUGCCUUCUAGUCCGACACUUUUUGUUGCAUGCUAUUGCCUUUCGCAUGGCGCACUCGCGAGCGCGGUCAUCACUUGGAGAAAUAGUCUUGUCUUCCAUGACUCCGACAAGGUGACGUCGCUUUUCGUGCACAUUUACGCGCCGUUCACGUUCACGGUCAUUCGACAUUUCUACCCAAAUGCGCAAGAACGUUUCCCCGCAUUGACACAGCUCCCACGCCUAAAUCCCGGUCACGCUCUACUCCUCAGUGGCGUUAUUUAUCUUCAUUGGCAAUUGUUGUACUGGAAGUUUGUUCUUGUAGACCGCCGGACUAAAAUCUCGUCUGGUCAACGUACUACAUCGUUUUCUUGGCUUCUCAACAAUAAACGUGGCAAGAUCGGGCAGUUACUGUCUAGGGUUACUCCUGAACGUCGCGCGCCCUACUUCAUGGUUGGCCAGUUUGUAUACUCGAUACUGACCGAAUUACCUGCCAUUUAUCUGCUUUACGACAGUCCUCGCUGGAGCGGAGCUUUUCUUAUUCUAAUCUUUGCCGUUAGCGUCUGGAACGGCGGCGGUUACUACAUUGAGGUCUUUGGUCGGAAGUUCGAGCGUGAAUUGGAGGCGCUGCGCAAGGAACUAGCUGAAAAUAGCAACCGUUCUGGCCGCUCGAGUCCGACUCUUACUGAGAAUGGAUCAGCCGCCAAUUCCCCUGACACUACUACGACAUCGUUACCACUCGCAUCGCUUGACACAUUGGCAGGGGACACCAGCCCAACAAAUGAUAAGGAACUAUAACACCACCCGACGGACGUUAUGUGUGGAUACGACUGGUAGAUCAUGCUUUGUCUUACUUUCGAUGAAUAUUAUCGCGUCCCCGUAGUGCUGACUUAUAUGCAAUUCUCGAUUCAUGUCAAUGGCGAUAUUUUUACUGUUUUUUUUUUGGGCCAAUA
Molecule: messenger RNA, 1603 nt
Organism: Pisolithus orientalis
Lineage: Eukaryota; Fungi; Basidiomycota; Agaricomycetes; Boletales; Pisolithaceae
Exons: 9
Coding region: 99-1448 (449 amino acids)
Biological process (GO): phosphatidylcholine biosynthetic process
Source: RefSeq, a predicted model, not a curated record